AAAGAAUCGAGCCAUCGGCGCCUCCGGCAGCAGCAGACGCGCGCGCAGAGCCGCUCAAUAACGCGACGCGUACAUUUACCUGAACAUCACACGCAACCAAAUCCACUUUAAGCCCCCGAGAUGAACCAGUCUACCCACUAUAAAACCCCGAGCUUGAUGCACCAUAACGCACAGAGUGAGUGAUAUAGGUGAAGCAUUGAUGCCUGUAAACUCAAGUGUGUUGAUGAUGUGGGAAUGAUGCUGUAAAGGGACCUCCUGCGUCUCCUCCCCUCCCUCCUGCACCCGUACUCCUCAUUUCCACUCCUCAUUUCGCGCUCAGCAACACGAGAAGAGCUCCGACUGACUGUCCAGCAUCAUGUCCUCAGACGUCCAGCUGCGCGAGCAAACGGACCCGGAGAGCAGCGACCCCGCGGGCGCCAGGACACAGUGAGAGCAGGUUUCAGAAGUCACACGUCCUGCCCAUAGCGAUCUGAGUGGCUGUACCUGAGCGAGCUCACCAUGGAUACAAUAAACUUCACCUUCUGGAAUGCCUCAGACGGCAACGAGACCAUGGAGACGGCGGACGAGAGUCCCUAUAAGACAGUGGAGGUGGUGUUCAUUGUACUGGUGGCCGGAUCGCUGAGUCUGGUGACUGUGAUCGGGAACAUCCUAGUCAUGCUCUCCAUCAAGGUAAACCGGAGUCUGCAGACCGUCAACAACUACUUUCUGUUCAGCCUGGCCUGCGCUGACCUCAUCAUUGGCCUUUGCUCCAUGAACUUAUACACAGUCUAUAUUGUAAUCGGAUAUUGGCCACUAGGCCCGGUUGUGUGUGAUUUGUGGUUGGCGCUGGAUUAUGUGGUUAGCAAUGCCUCAGUGAUGAACUUGCUGAUUAUCAGCUUCGAUAGGUACUUUUGUGUCACCAAGCCACUCAGCUACCCAGUCAAGAGGACCACGAAGAUGGCAGGAAUGAUGAUUGCAGCGGCAUGGGUGCUGUCGUUCAUCCUUUGGGCUCCAGCCAUCCUGUUCUGGCAGUUUAUCGUCGGCGGGCGCACGGUGCCAGAGAAGGAGUGCUACAUUCAGUUCUUCUCCAAUGCCGCGGUUACUUUUGGCACAGCCAUCGCUGCUUUCUACCUGCCCGUCAUCAUCAUGAUGGUGCUCUACUGGCAGGUUUCCCGCGCCAGCAAGAGUCGUGUCAAGAAAGACAACCGCAAGCCAUCAGGCGGCAACCUUGAUGUAGCCUCGUCCAAUCAGAUCCGUGAAAACUCAGCCAACAAACCCACCAACAACAACCUGACAGCUGAAGAAACAGAUCGAGGACAGACCCAGCUAACAGACGACACUAUUAACCAGCACGAUGCCAAGCUACAGAACGGCAAAGCGCCAUCUACGGCGAGCGGGGAAGCGGAAGAAGCAGGACAAGCCAACUGCAUUCCCGCAGAGGAGAAGGAAAGCUCUAAUGACUCCACUUCAGGAAGUGGUGCAGUAACCAAUCAAAAAGAAGAGGCGGCGCCACCCUCGUCAGCAGCAGCCAAUGACAGCCAGACUUCAACAAGGCACCGCGCCAAAGCUGGCGGAUCCAAACUAACAUGCAUCAAGAUCAUCACCAAAUCACCAAAAGGAGAUUGUUACGCGCCUUCAAAUGCGACGGUGGAGAUCGUGCCGGCAGUGGAAAGGCAGAACCACGUGGCGAGAAAGAUCGUGAAGAUGACCAAACAGCCGCCCAAAAAGAAAAAAGCCCCGUCCUCCAGGGAAAAGAAGGUGACGCGCACUAUCAUGGCCAUCCUGGUGGCGUUCGUGGCUACUUGGACGCCUUACAACGUGAUGGUGCUGAUCAACACCUUCUGCUCCAGCUGCAUCCCCAACACGGUGUGGACCAUCGGAUACUGGCUCUGCUACAUCAACAGCACCAUCAACCCGGCCUGCUACGCCCUGUGCAACAUCACCUUCAAAAAGACCUUCAAACAGCUGCUGCUCUGCCAGUACAAGAACAUUCGCUCCACCCGAUGAGUGGCGGCGUAUGUGUGUGAGUGUGUGCAUGUGGUAGAUUGUGUUCUGGUGACGCAGGUCUAUGCGUGUGGAUGUGUGAGCAAUUAUAAAACAGAGAUUGGCCCAUUGACAUCAUCACCUAAAGUUCUGCAAAUACUCAAAUUCUGGCGCUGCAAAUCAGACUGCGGUACACACUUUACCAUAUCUAAAGGGAUAGUUCAUGCAAUCAUGUCAUCAUUUAGUCAUCAAUUCAAUUCAAAUGUAUUUGUAUAGUGCUUUUCACUAUAAUUCAGCUGCACAAAAGGUGCACAUUACUGCAUUACAAUCAAAAUCAGAAGAGUCUAAGUUGAGUUAAGUCACUCAGCCUUCACUGGUGUUAAACCUAUUUGAGUUUCUACUUGAUUUGAGCUUUGACAUGGGCAUGAGAAUUAACAGAAAUCUCACAUGCUGAGAAUGAUAUACAGUAGUCGACAUUUGAAGUGAAUCAAAAGUGUCUUUGACAAUUGUCCUAGGACAAGAAUGGGAGCUGUUCAAUAGUUUAAGGACAAUUUAGUUACACAGUAAAAUCUUCAGAGUAAAAUUUACUCAGUUCAGAGAACAUUUGGUCCCUC
Molecule: messenger RNA, 2576 nt
Organism: Danio rerio (zebrafish)
Lineage: Eukaryota; Metazoa; Chordata; Actinopteri; Cypriniformes; Danionidae
Source: RefSeq, a predicted model, not a curated record